AUGCAGCUCACAACCAUUCUCCUCGCCACCUUCGCGGCCCUCACAACGGCCCUCCCCACCUCCUCUCUCCCUACUACCCAAAACCUCACCGCACGCGCCGACGACACCUUCGAGAUCCUCAUCAUCAACCGCUGCAAAUGGACCAAGUCCUUCGCCCUCUACAACAUCGAGCAACCCUCCUUCACAAUGGUCGAACGCUCCAAACCCGUCAACAUCCCCACCAACGGCCAACACACCCUGCGCGCUCCCUUCCACGGCCUCGGAUACCGCCUCUCCGGGCACGCGGAAUGGGGCACCGCCCGCCAAUGGGAGCACCAAGCACUCUUCGAGUUCGGUUUCAGCAGCUACAUGGGUGUGGACGGCACAGCGUACAAUUUGAGUGUCAUGGAGGGCAGCGACAAGGAUAUUGGAGUCAGGGUGUGGCCGAUUGGCAAUGGCAAGGGGAGUGGACAGUGUCCGAGGAAGACUUGCUGGCCGGAUAAUUGUCCGCCGAGUCAGGGGUGGACGAGCCCGGAUCAGGAUAAGUUGGGGAGUCCGGCGGAUACGGUUUGUUAUAAGGGGAAGACGGGGUUUAGGGUGGUGUUUUGUCCGAUUCCGUAG
Messenger RNA from Zymoseptoria tritici IPO323, 600 nucleotides. RefSeq lists its product as uncharacterized. NCBI's taxonomy places the organism in Eukaryota, Fungi, Ascomycota, Dothideomycetes, Mycosphaerellales, Mycosphaerellaceae. Bases 1 to 600 code for a protein of 199 amino acids. The transcript has a single exon. The record is from RefSeq and is a predicted model, not a curated record.